Centruroides sculpturatus (bark scorpion) is the source of this 1134-nucleotide messenger RNA. Its product is annotated as DNA ligase 1-like. The transcript is spliced from 4 exons. Lineage: Eukaryota; Metazoa; Arthropoda; Arachnida; Scorpiones; Buthidae. The record is from RefSeq and is a predicted model, not a curated record. Bases 108 to 644 code for a protein of 178 amino acids.
UAAAGAAUCCCAUUAAUCGUACUUCUAAACUUUCAAGUGGAGUUGUAAAACAAACUCCCCAAGCGAGUCUAUCGUGCACAAGUCAGAGAAGUUUAAUUUCUCGGGUUAUGAGUUUAAAGCAGCAGAUGACUCCGAGUGUUAAGGAAAAAAUAUGCCAUGAUAUUAUUAAAAAGCAACAAAAAGAGGAGGAAGUAUUGUUGAAGAAGAGCAAUUUACUUAAGAUGAAAAUUGAAGAACAAAAGAGAAAGAGGGAGGAAAGAAUGAGAAAAGUCACAGAAACACGACAAAAACUAGAGCUGGAGAAAGAUCAAAAGAGGAAUGUCGAAAUUUCAAAAGAAGAGAAGUCUGCAAAGAAAGAAGCAGAAUUAAAACAAAAACAAAGAGAAACAAUUAAGAAAAAACAAUUAAUCAGAAAACAAAAGCAAGAAGAAGUUAAAGAAAGAAAAAAAAAAGAAGAAAAUCGACUGCAAAAACUUAAAGAACAGACACCAACCAAAUCUACCCUUUUACAAAAAGCAAUACAUAACAGUUAUCAGACAAAAGAAGUAGAAGAGAAAGCAGAUAAUGAGCAGUUGUCUGAGCAGGAUACUUGUACUGUUUUAAAUGAAACAUACAAUAAAAAUGAAAAGGAUCCAGAAAGGUAAUUACAUUUAUGUAAGAACUCUCUGUUUAACAUAAUUCUGCUUUGUCAUUUCAUUACAAAUUUGUUAAUGAUUGGAAGUUUCCCUAUCUAAUAUAUUAUGCCAACUUGAAUAAUGGAGGUUAUGUUUAAAAAAUAUUCCAAAGAAUAAUCAAUCAAUAUAUAUUAUAAAGGUAAGUGUACAAUGUGCGUACUGCUAAAACUGAAAAAUGAGUCCCGGUACAAUCAAGGGAGUUAUAUGGUGUGGUAGCCCUCUAUCCCCCAUACAUGAAGAAGGUUCCUGUUUUUACCUGAAGGGCGUGCUGUUGAAGAUAUAAGGGCUGGAAGUUAAGGCUUACCCUGAAGAACUUGGCUUCUAUUGUACUAUUUUUAGAUGUGAUUUUUUGCGUUUUUGACUGCGUUUUAGUAGGGUACCACGGGGGAUGAAAGAAGUGCAUUCCUUAAUAGUGGAAGUGUUAAGAGAAAGUGGUGUGCAAGAUUUAUAGGCGCAGAUG